Puntigrus tetrazona (Sumatra barb) is the source of this 2210-nucleotide messenger RNA. RefSeq names its product CLPTM1 regulator of GABA type A receptor forward trafficking (gene clptm1). Gene Ontology annotation, cellular component: membrane; endomembrane system. The record is from RefSeq and is a predicted model, not a curated record. Lineage: Eukaryota; Metazoa; Chordata; Actinopteri; Cypriniformes; Cyprinidae. Bases 30 to 1928 code for a protein of 632 amino acids. The transcript has 14 exons.
CAUUACAGUGUGCGAUAGAGACAGGUAAGAUGGCGGCGCAGGAGACUCAAGCAACACAGCAGUCGUCCGUAAGCAACGGAGAGGUGAGCAGUAAUGGGGCAGCUGCCUCAGGUCAGGUAGCUCAGACAGGUGCGACUGCACAGGACCCCCAACAACAACAACAGCAGCAGCAGCCCAAUGCCUGGCAGGUCAUUAAAGGUGUCCUCUUCAGGAUUUUUAUCAUCUGGGCUAUAAGUAGCUGGUUCCGCAGAGGUCCAUCAACUCCAGAUCCCAACACUCCCGCUGGAGCUCCUCGAGUGCCCAGCAGAAACCUCUUCCCCAAGGACACCCUUAUGGAUUUAUAUGUAUAUAUCUCUGAGAAUGAGAUAUUUACAGAUUUUAACAAUACAGAAGCGCUGUUCUGGUACCAGCGAGAUCUGGUUUAUGGAGAUUGGACCACAGGGGAGUCGGGAGAUGGCUGCUAUGAGCAUUACCAAGAGCUGGACCUCUCUGAGGGUGUAAAGCAGAAUGGCUCUGUAUACAUCCAUAUUUACUUCACCAAGAGUGGCUUCCACCCAGACCCCAAACGCAAGGGCCAGUACCGCAGGUUGUCUACUGUCCAUGCCACGCGAAUGCUCAACAAAUACAAGAGGAGGAAGUUCCUCAAGACCAAGAACCUGUUGACAGGAGAAACCGAAGCUGAUCCAGAAAUGAUCAAGCGAGCCGAGAGUCAUGGGCCUGUGGAGAUCAUAUCCCAUUGGCAUCCCAACAUCACUAUCAACAUGGUGGAUGAUCACACAGCUUGGGUGAAAGGCUCUGUCCCCCCACCUCUAGACCAGCAUGUAAAGUUUGAUGCAGUGAGUGGAGACUACUAUCCCAUUGUUUAUUUCAAUGACUACUGGAACCUGCAGAAGGACUAUUACCCCAUAAACGACACCCUGCAGAAUCUGCCCCUCCGACUCACCUACUGCCCCCUCUCCUUGUGGCGCUGGCAGUUAUAUGCCGCUCAGAGUGCCCGCUCCCCCUGGAACUUCCUGGGAGAGGACACUUACGAGCAGUCAGAUGAGGACCAGGAUUCUGUUAAGGUGGCCCUGCUUGAGACCAACCCCUACCUCCUGGGACUGACCAUCGUUGUUUCCAUCGUCCACAGCAUUUUUGAAUUCUUGGCCUUCAAGAAUGAUAUCCAGUUCUGGAACAGCCGUCAGUCUCUGGAGGGGCUGUCCGUGCGCUCCAUCAUAUUCGGGGUGUUCCAGUCUCUGGUAGUGCUGCUCUAUAUCCUGGACAACGAGACCAAUUUUGUCGUCCAGGUCAGCGUAUUCAUCGGCCUGCUCAUUGACUUCUGGAAGAUCACCAAAGUCAUGGACGUCAGGCUGGACAGGGAGAACAGGAUUGCUGGAAUUAUUCCACGAUUGAUAUUCAAAGACAAGUCUACAUACGUGGAGUCUUCAACAAAAAUUUAUGAUGACAUGGCUUUUAAAUACCUGUCCUGGCUGUUGUACCCUCUCUUUGGGUGCUAUGCAGUUUAUAGCUUAUUAUAUGUGGAACACAAAGGCUGGUACUCUUGGGUGCUCAGCAUGCUUUAUGGGUUCUUGUUAACCUUCGGGUUCAUCACCAUGACGCCGCAGCUCUUCAUCAACUACAAGAUGAAGUCAGUAGCCCAUCUUCCCUGGAGGAUGCUCACCUACAAGGCCCUGAAUACCUUUAUAGACGACUUGUUUGCCUUCGUCAUCAAGAUGCCAAUGAUGUACAGAAUAGGUUGUCUCAGAGAUGAUGUGGUGUUCUUCAUCUAUCUGUACCAGCGCUGGAUUUACAGAGUGGAUCCCAACCGCGUGAACGAGUUCGGGACCAGCGGAGCGGACCACAGCAGGGACAGCCCGGCCCAGCCAGCGGCCUCCGAAACAACCGCUGCCAUCACGGAUAAAUCAGAGGGGGAGAAGAAGAAUGAUUAACCCCCUUUUAACCCCCUUCCCUUGCCCUCUGGUCUUGUGAAGGCGCGAUAAGGCAUUUUCAAGGCUGGGUUUAUGUUUAAUUGUCAAGGAAGGGAACUGGAUUAAUGGUAUUACGUAAAAGACUGCGGGAAAAAAAAAAAGUUCAGUUCAGCGUUCCUCCUUUGUGUGGGAUCCACAGGAAAAAAAAAUAUAUAUUUAAUGUAGACUUCCUAAAAUCAUUCUUUUUCAAUCUCCCAUAUUUUUGCAGUCAAAGUGAAGUAAAAUGUGAUGUACUGUAUUGUA